Molecule: messenger RNA, 1107 nt
Organism: Ostrinia furnacalis (Asian corn borer)
Lineage: Eukaryota; Metazoa; Arthropoda; Insecta; Lepidoptera; Crambidae
Exons: 1
Coding region: 147-893 (248 amino acids)
Source: RefSeq, a predicted model, not a curated record
AGACUAUUUUACAAGUGACAUUUACUUCUUCGACUGACAGUGCAAGGCUACGUUCAGAAACGUCACUCGGACUGACAUAUACGUCAUUGUUGCCAGUAUUAAAAAAUAUUCUACAACUACGUUUCGUUUCACGCAAACUUAAUAAAAUGGAGACACAAUUCCAACUUUUGUUUGAUAAAAUGAAACUAGAAAUGCAACAACAAUCGGUGGAAAUUACUGAAUCCAUUACAAAUAACAUAAUGUCUAGAUUGGAGGAAAAGUUAAUCCCCAUUAUAGAAGAAAACAAAAGUUUGAAGUUAAAAAUAGAAACUCAGGAGAAAGAGAUAGAGUAUUUAAAAAGAGAAAAAAGGAAUAACAAUAUAAUUAUAUUUGGCGUGGAUGAAACAGAGAAAACAACAUUAGAGUUAAUGGAUAUGUUAAAGAAAACCUUCAAAAACGACAUAAAUAUUGAUAUCGAAGACAAUGCAAUAAACAAUUUAUACCGACUAGGGAAGAAAAGUAUAGAGGGUAACAAACCGAGGCCAGUCUUCUGUUCUUUCGUAAAUGGAUGGAAAAAGAAUGAGAUAAUGAAAAAUAAAAAACACCUUAAGAAGAUUUAUGUCACUGAAGACUACCCAAAGGAAAUUCUGGCGAAAAGGAAGGCGUUACAGGCUGAGUUGAUAGAAGAAAGGAAAAAAGGGAAAAUAGCCUUUCUGAAAUAUGAUAAGCUUGUAGUGAAGGAAACAAUUAACGAAAAAAGAAAACGGGAAACUUCUUCUUCACUGCUCUCUUCAGACUUACAACCUAAAAAACAGCAAGCCACCGCAUCCUUGGCUAAUAGAACCAACGUUUUUGACGUGAUGAGAAUGAGAUCCAACUCUCUUACUAACGCCCCUACAAACAAGCAACAGUAGCAACUAAAUCUCGGCAAUCGGAAACUACAACAAAACAAAGAAACAAAAAUACAGUCAAACGGAAAAUUACACCUUCCCCCAAGCCGACUGGUCAUCGUGGGGGAAAAAGACCAACACCCUCUAAGGAUAGACAAACAAAAAAGUAAUAAUAAUAUCGGCGACAUACACAUAGCGACGCUUAAUACACGAUCGCUAAGAACCCCAGAGAAACUCA